UGCCGUUGGUGUCCUACCAGCAUCUGUUCCUCUCUUUUUUUUUUGGUAUUAAAAAUAGACCGGUGCUGAUAACAGACUUAUGUUUCGGCUACAUCACUUCCCUUCGGGAAUAAUUUGUGCGCCACUUUCAUUUUAAUCACCGAACCGUGAGCGUGAGAGCGCAAAUGCGCAUCGGUCUGCGCAUCUUUGAAUCUUCACAACUACACUGUGGACAAUCUCCCUGACAUCCAAAGACCUCUCCUCCGCAAUCCGACGAGGCUUCUUCACCGCCUAUGGCUGCACAUCGGCAUCCCUGAGCCGCUGGCCUCGUCCCCGGACCCUUCACCCGUCGCUGUCCUUUUAAGGUCUUUGAAUCUGGGAGACAUUUUUUUUUUUUUUCAAAUAAUCCUCGGCUGCUUAUUUUUAAAGCACCCGGUGCUAUGCUGGGCCCAUCUCUCUAGAUCCUGUGAUCAAUACACGAGCUCUCCUCCCACAUUCGUCCGACCGAGACCCUGGUACUCUCACCGAGAGACCCAACAAUGCAUCCUAACGCAGUGAUGCUGCUGGCGGUGGCCCUUUUAGGGAACUUGAUGCUGCCUUUCAUCUCGGCUCAAAACGCUGGGUUUGUGAAGUCGCCCAUGUCUGAGACUAAGCUUACGGGGGACACCUUUGAGCUGUACUGCGACGUGGUUGGUAACCCCACUCCAGAGAUCCAGUGGUGGUAUGCUGAGAUCAACCGGGCCGACUCCUUCAAGCAGCUGUGGGACGGAGCCCGCAAGCGUCGGGUAUCUAUCAACACGGCCUACGGCACCAAUGGGGUCAGUGUGCUCGGCAUCACGCGCCUCACACUGGAGGACUCUGGGACCUAUGAGUGCCGGGCCAGCAACGACCCCAGGCGCAAUGACCUCCGACAAAACCCAGCCAUCACCUGGAUCCGUGCCCAGGCCACCAUUUCGGUGCUACAGAAACCAAAGAUCAGUGCCUCUGAUCAGACCAUCCUGUCAGCGGACUCCUCUAGCAAACCAGUUACCCUGCAGUGUAACCUCACCACUGCCCACACUCCUUACCAGGAAAGCUUCUGGAUGAAGAAUGGAAAGGAGAUCAGCAAUACAAGGACAGAGCAGAGGAACACAGUAUACAGAAUCACUAAACCAAGGGCAGAUGAUUCUGGGGAAUACAUGUGUGUUUACACAUUUGACAUGGCACCAAAUGCAAACGCAACAAUUGAAGUAAAAGCAAAACCUGAUAUCACUGGCCACAAGAGAAGUGAAAAUAAGAACGAGGGGGAAAAUGCAAUGAUGUACUGUAAGUCUGUUGGUUACCCACAUCCCACCUGGACAUGGCGUAAAGUGGACGGAACAUCCUACACGGACAUUGACAACUCUACCGGACGCUUCUUCAUCACUAACAGAGACAACUACACAGAGCUGAACAUAUUAAACCUGGAUAUAACUACAGAUCCUGGAAUAUAUGAAUGCAAUGCCACUAACGUGAUUGGAAACACUGCUGAGACCACUAUACUACGGGUGCGCAGCCAUCUUGCGCCACUUUGGCCUUUCCUGGGUGUACUUGCAGAGAUUAUAAUCCUAGUAGUCAUCAUCGUUGUGUACGAGAAACGCAAGAGGCCAGACGACAUUAUUGAUGAUGAUGAACCAGUUGGACCAAUGAAAACAAAUUCAACGAACAACCACAAGGACAAAAACAUUCGCCAGAGGAAUACAAAAUAAGCAAUUUACUCAAGUGAGAUGGCUAAACUGCAUUUUUUGACAACAUGAAGGUGUCAGCGGUGGAUAGAGAUCCGGGCAGUUUUCAAAAAAGCAUAUCUUGUCUCAUUUUAUGAGAAACAAUAUCAGCAUAACACUGGCAACAAAAAGAACAUAAUGGCUGUCUUAAGCAUGCCUUAUUCAGUCUUACAUGGAGUUUGCAGGAUGACGAAUAAUGACGAAAACCACCACAAAGGUGUACACAUUUUUAAUGUGCUGUUGAUGUCUCCUUUAUUAAUUUUAUCAUGUCCUCAAAUGAGGUGAUCCCUUUUGUAUUACAUAUCAUGUACAAUGCAUGCAAGAUAAUUACGCAAUAGGAUACUCAGAAUAGACAUUUUCUGUUGUUAUCCCUCGUGUGGCUUUUUUGCAUCGAAAAUGACCUAUGUUUUUUAUGGAGUCAUCCUUAACAUACAUAUAUAUAUAUAUAUAUAAAUAUAUAUAUAUACACACACAUAUAUAUAUAUAUAUAUAUAUACACAUAUAGUUUGCUUUAUUCUUAAAGAUUUGUACAGCAUAUCAUUGUCAUUUAACUGUUUGAGUUUGUGACAAGAAGUCCUAUUUUAACAGAUCUUUUAUUGUGAAGCAAGGGCUUCAAUGACUGGCAGUAUUUAACUUUAAUUGAGAGUGAUUACAGAAAAUGACUACUGUGUGUUUAACUAUCUAAACUAAAAUGAUAAUGUGUAUUAUUUUUACUUUAUUUCCAGAGUAACUUAGGUGUCUUGUAUAUGUUGAAGUAUGAGUGUUCAAAUGAUAGGAAAUCUGUAAAAAAAUAUUUUUUUUAUAUUUCCCAAUUUCAUGAAUUGAUUUUUAUUUUUUAUUUUUUUCUCUUUAACUGUAUAGCAUGGCUAUAAUCCUAUGCAAUAUGUAUUCUUAAAUAGAUAUAUGGAGGGCAGUUUGUUUUACUCAGUGAAGCUUUAAUAUUGUGGGAUCACUUGGAAGCUGGCAUAGCAAAAUUCACUGCUGUAGCUGCAUGACUCCUCUUUCAAUACAAUGUAUCCAUGUGUGUUGCGGUGGGAAUGGACCUGCAUUAAGGUGGGAACAGAGGGACCAGAGUAUAUAGCCACGAUCAAACAUGAGUGAGACCAAUACUUUUUUUCUGAAUAAAACGUUAAAAAAUGAA
Messenger RNA from Seriola dumerili (greater amberjack), 2862 nucleotides. RefSeq names its product neuroplastin-like. NCBI's taxonomy places the organism in Eukaryota, Metazoa, Chordata, Actinopteri, Carangiformes, Carangidae. The record is from RefSeq and is a predicted model, not a curated record. The coding region runs from base 519 to 1706 and encodes 395 amino acids. The transcript has 9 exons.